Molecule: messenger RNA, 2325 nt
Organism: Brassicogethes aeneus
Lineage: Eukaryota; Metazoa; Arthropoda; Insecta; Coleoptera; Nitidulidae
Source: the annotation of a GenBank genome assembly
AUGAUAAAAAAAGAUCGAGUUUCGAUCAGUUUUUUUCAGCAGGGUUCUUCCACAUUUGUUUACUUUAAAGUGCCAGUUUCACACAGUCUUCGAUGUAAACUGGUAAACCUUUUUUCACAUGGUGGUAUACCCGGGAAUGCUUCUUGGUACAAUCUUCUAGCUUCGCGACUAUUACCAUUGGCCUUACCAUUCAUAAAAUGCAUGUUGGCCAUUUCUUGGAUAGUGAGAAUUGGUCAUCAUUGGUCAUCAUUUAUCCUACACCUUCAUCCAUCAACCUCUUCAAUUAUAACACCUAACCACUUUUUGAUCAAUGUAGAGGUCAAUAUUUGGAUGGUAGAAGGAAACUACGUAAGUUUAUUAAAGGAUGUGGAUUGUCCGAAAACCAAAUUUAAAAUUCGUUCUAAUCAUGUCAUGGCCGCCCAUGUUGCGUUUCACAAGGCCCAUAUGAUGACAGAAACUUCCGAUCAACAAUUUUGGAGUUUCGGUUAUAAAGUGAACGACCCCAAGGCAAUACUGUGUGUGCCAGUCAUAACACCGGAAGAGCAAUGUGUGGCUGUUUUCGAUUUAUAUAGGACGUCUGAGCAACCGAGUUAUGGUGAGAAAGAGUUAAAAAUCAGUUUGGUCUUGGCAGGUUGGAUUGGAGCAGCGAUUCAGCAGAAUAGAGAUAGAAUUAUGUUGCAGGAGCAAAAGAAAAUAAAUAAUAUGGUUUUGGAGUUAAUGAAUAAAUUUUACAAUGGAGACAUAGACUUGGAUGAAGUUCUUGGUUGUUUGAUGAGAUUAACAAAAGAAAGAACAUUAGCUGAAAAAGGGAAAUUCUACCUCAUAAAAACUGACAGUGAUGACCUUCAAGCUACCGUUCUUGAACAAGGACUCUACGAUGACAAUUUAUACCGAAAAAGCGGGAAGGUCAGUUUGUUGAAUUCAAACACUGUUGCCGGCUCAGUAGCUAGACAUAGAAGAAGCGUUCUACUUAAGAAUCUUAUGUUGGAUAGAAGGUUUAAUCGCCAUUUCGAAAGGAGCACCGGGCAAUACAAAAAAUGCAUUAUGGCACUGCCCAUCAAAGGUGGCAGGACUGUCUAUGGAGUGCUGGAACUAGAAAACAAAGAUGCUCCAUUCCCAAACUACAAUUUUACCCCCGCUGAUGAAGAGUUUACCAGGAACAUUUGGCAAUACUGCUCUUUAGCGUUGAGUUUCGACUAUGUUCGUUUAAAGUACCCAACUACUUUGUACAACCUUAAAAACGACAAACUUGUGGUACUGAAACAAAUAAAACCUUGUCCACAUGAUAUGGAGAUAGUUUUUGAUGACGACACCACCCAGCCACCAAGCGGAUUCCACUUGUUUUCAUGGUACAUUGGAGUUAACAGUAAAUCCAAUAUGCCUCUGUACGCAUUUUACAUGUUGAAAGAGGUUAUAGGUAUUGAAAACAUCGAUCCAGAAUUGUGUAAGGAGUUUGUUUUGACAUGCAGAAAGAUGUACAGGAACAACCCAUAUCACAACUUCGAACACGCCUUUAAUGUGUGUCAUUGCCUUUACAGCAUCGUGACGAGAAAUAAAGAUGCCUUUACAACCCUUGAAGCUAACGCAUUGCUGGUGGCUGCUUUAUGCCACGAUUUGGAUCAUUUAGGGGUAACGAAUAGUUUUCUCAUGAUAAGUGAUCAUAACAUUUAUACCCUAUAUGGAGAGUCGUGCCUGGAAAAUUACCACAACAUGAUGGGAAAUUUAAUUUGGGAAAAUUGCAAUUUUCUUAUAAACCAAACGGAAGAAGAGUAUAGGCUAUUUAUCAAAGAAAUUAAAUACGAUAUAAUAGCCACUGACCUAUCAAAUUAUUUUAAACAAAGAUUAAAGAUUAAUGUUUACAUGAACACCCAUUCGAAGUUUGACUUUAUGCUUCAAGAGCAUAAAGAAUUCACAAGAUCCAUGAUAAUGACUUGCGGAGAUUUAUCAGGUUCCUGUAAAUCAUUUCCAGUGGUUAUGACCAUGGUUACAAAUCUAUAUAAAGAAUUUUACAGGCAGGGAGAUAUGGAAAGGGACAUGGGUUACACUCCGUUACCGAUUAUGGACAAAAACAAAAUACAGUCCGUUCCAUUGGAACAAAUACAAUUCCUUAACGUUUUGGUGUUACCUUGUACUAAUAUUGUGAGGUUUAUAUUCCCGAAUUGUUCCGACAUUCACAUGCUGGCCACCAGGGUGAGGGAUACUUGGGAACAAGCUGCCAAGGUGGCUAAUACCGAUGCAAAAUGGCAGGACUUUGUACCCAAAAAGAAAAGCGUGCUUUGUACUUUACAUACUAUAUUGGGAACAGAAUGCAAAUAUGCAAUAUAA